Messenger RNA from Myzus persicae (green peach aphid), 1877 nucleotides. Its product is annotated as heterogeneous nuclear ribonucleoprotein 87F-like. The transcript has 9 exons. Lineage: Eukaryota; Metazoa; Arthropoda; Insecta; Hemiptera; Aphididae. The record is from RefSeq and is a predicted model, not a curated record. Gene Ontology annotation, molecular function: RNA binding. Bases 234 to 1283 code for a protein of 349 amino acids.
CAGACGCCUACGUUCCGACGCCGAGUUAUUGACUCGUUUUACCGUAACACCGUCUGGCGAGUGUGACUUCCAUUUUUGUUUGUGAAUUUCUCUCUUUGUAACAUUCAUUGUUAUUCUAUUAAAUUAGUCUUAAAAACACUUUAUUGAAAUUGUUGAUUUCAGUUGACUUGAUUACCGUUUUAUUUGCAUUACUUUUUCUGAUUUUGUUCGUAUUACGAAUUUCCACAUCAAUCAUGGGAUCUGACGAACCAGAACAAUACAGAAAAUUAUUCAUUGGUGGUUUAAACUACACCACAACUAAUGAUUCACUUAAAGAAUUUUUUGAGCAAUGGGGUGAAAUUGUAGAUGUUGUCGUCAUGAAAGACCCUCAAACCAAAAGAUCCAGAGGAUUUGGGUUUAUCACUUAUUCUCAAUCUUCUAUGGUUGAUCAAGCCAUGUCAAACAGGCCACAUAAAAUAGAUGGUCGUGAAGUGGAAACUAAACGAGCUGUACCACGUGACGAUAUUGAUAAACCAGAUAUCGCAGCUACUGUGAAAAAAAUGUUCGUUUCUGGUAUAAAAGAACAAUCAGAAAAUGAUCUUCUUGAAUAUUUUGGAAAAUUUGGCAAUAUCACAAAUGUAACAAUAGUAACAGAUAAAGAUUCUGGUCAAAGAAAAGGAUUUGGAUUUAUUGAGUAUGAUGAUACCGAUUCAGUUGACAAAGCUGUUUUGAUCAAAAGUCACCAAGUUGCUGGUGGAAAAUUGGAUGUGAAAAAAGCAAUUAGCCGUAGUGAUGGCGCUGGUGGCGGUCGAGGUGGACGUGGUGGUCGUGGCGGUGGCGGAGGAGGUGGUGGUAAUAGAAGUAGCUGGGGAGGAAAUCCGCGAAACGAACAAUGGGGAGGACAUCAUAACAGAUCAAAUGGCGGAGGUGGAGGAUAUGGAAAUUCUGGAAUGGGAGGAGGAUAUGGCUCUGGCGGAGGUGGUGGCGGGUAUGGCGGAAGUGCAGGUGGGUACAACUCCAAUUCUGGUGGAGCCUGGCAAGGUGGCGGCGGUGCUCCUCAAAGUUGGGGUAACAAUAAUCCAGCAUGGGGCAACCAAGGAGGCGGCGGUGAUAGCUGGGGAGGUUCUCAACAACCCAGUAACAACUGGGGUCCAAAUCAAAGUUAUGGCGGUGGUGGUGGUGGACCAAUGAGGUCAAAUUAUACCUCUAAUAACCGUGCUACACCUUAUGGAAACCCAGGUAGAGCUGGUAAUGUAAAUGCAGGUAAUGCUGGCUAUGGUCAAAAUCCUGGUCGACGGUACUAACACAUCACUUUCAACUAAAGGCAGGAUCCGAGGAGGCAGUCUGUUAGGCAGUAUAAACAAAAAUAGGAAACUCGUACCGGUUAUUUCUAUGUAUUAUUUAAAACCGUUCAUGAGUUGGGUAAUAAUGACACAAGAGCCAGUCAUUUGAAAUACAUUCUCAUCCUCGUCUACUGCACAUUCAAUUUAUUAAAUUUAUCUAAUAAGUACAAUAAUGACGUGUUUUGUAUUGGUAAUAUACUUUUUAUAUUUCUCAACUAUAUCUUUCUUUUGUAUUUUUUAAUUGAAGCUUACCUAAGUAUUUGACAUAUUUUCAACAAUUUUGUAUAUGAGGAAAUUGUGUAUCCACAAUUUUUUUAUUAUGACAGUAAAUUAGGAUAUAGGUUACUUAAUAUUAUAAAUAAUUUCAUUACUGUUAGUCUUAAUAAAUAUGUAGUUAAUUCAGAAUGAUUGAUUUGGAUUUUAACUAGUCUUUUGAUUCAUACAAAUUAAAAGGUUAUUAGCAUUUUUAUUUAUACUUAAUUAUUUUAAAUGGACUUAUUCAAUAGCAUUGUUAUUAUUUUUUCUUGCAAUAAAGAUUACAAUCUCAACAAUAAA